This is a messenger RNA of Emiliania huxleyi CCMP1516, 933 nucleotides long. RefSeq lists its product as hypothetical. NCBI's taxonomy places the organism in Eukaryota, Haptophyta, Isochrysidales, Noelaerhabdaceae. The record is from RefSeq and is a predicted model, not a curated record. The transcript has 4 exons. Bases 1 to 933 code for a protein of 310 amino acids.
AUGCGCGGCGCUCUCGCUGCGCUCUCUCCCUGCUCAUGGGACCUGAUGCCGCGCCACCUCUGUGGCCGCUCCAUCCUCUCUGACGGCGCCAGCCCUCCGGCUGCGCCAUCUCUCUUUGGUUGGCACAGAAUCUGUGUCUGCGCCAUUCUUGCUGUCGCUGGCGACUGUUCUGGGCAGCAGUACACGAUGGGCGGCGGCCUCGUCUGCCGCGCUUGUGGCGCUCUCGUGGUCGCCUCGGUGAGCCUCGUCUCGCUCUUCGUCUACUCGAGCCUCGUCUCGUGUGCCGCCUCGUGGGCGGCGUGGCGGGCUGCUGUCUCUGCCGCCGCCUCGAUGAGCCUCGUCUCGCUCUUCGUCUACUCGAGCCUCGUCUCGUGUGCCGCCUCUUGGGGGGCGUGGCGUGGCGGGCGGCUGUCUCUGCCGCCGCCUCGAGUGAGCCUCGUCUCGCUCUUCGUCUACUCGAGCCUCGUCUUGUGUGCCGCCUCUUGGGCGGCGUGGCGUGGCGGGCGGCUGUCUCUGCCGCCGCCUCGUGUGAGCCUCGUCUCGCUCUUCGUCUACUCGAGCCUCGUCUCGUGUGCCGCCUCGUGGGCGGCGUGGCGUGGCGGGCGGCUGUCUCUGCCGCCGCCUCGAGUGAGCCUCGUCUCGCUCUUCGUCUGCUCGAGCCUCGUCUCGUGGGCCGCCUCGUGGGCGGCGUGGCGUGGCGGGCGGCUGUCUCUGCUGCCGCCUCGUGUGAGCCUCGUCUGGCUCUUCGUCUACUCGAGCCUCGUCUCGUGUGCCGCCUCGUGGGCGGCGUGGCGUGGCGGGCGGCUGUCUCUGCCGCCGCCUCGAGUGAGCCUCGUCUCGCUCGUCGUCUACUCGAGCCUCGUCUCGGGUAAGCCAUUCUUGGUGUACCAGCUCACAGGAGGGCCGCUUGAACACGAUUGUUGCACGGCGUGA